GUUUUAAGACCCGGAGGAUACAAUGUUCACUAAACUCUUCCAGCAGUGGAGUUUCGCAGUGUUUCUGCUGAGUUAUUCCGUGCCCGCUUACGGGAGAUCAGUAGAGGGGAUCAGCCGCAGACUCAAACGGGCUGUAUCAGAGCACCAGCUAUUGCAUGACAAGGGCAAGUCAAUCCAAGACUUACGAAGAAGAAUAUUCCUUCAAAAUUUAAUUGAAGGUGUCAACACUGCAGAAAUCCGUGCAACUUCGGAGGUUUCACCUAACCCUAAGCCUGCUACCAAUACGAAGAACUACCCUGUCCGAUUUGGUAGUGAAGAUGAGGGCAGAUAUCUAACUCAGGAGACAAACAAAUCACAGACCUACAAAGAGCAGCCCAUGAAGGUAUCGGGGAAGAAAAAGAAAGCAAAGCCUGGAAAACGUAAGGAACAAGAGAAGAAAAAGAGGCGAGCCCGCUCGGCUUGGCUAAAUUCUGGCGUGUAUGGAAGUGGAGUGACCGAGAGCCCACUCUUGGACAACUCUGUUACAACACAUAAUCACACUUUAAGGAGGCGCUGACAUUUUCAGCAAGAGAUUUUUGGAAGACAUAUUGCAGUAUUCUGUAAUAGUGAACAUAUGGGAAGUAUUAAAAUAUUUAUUACCUGUAAAUAUUGUAAAUGCUCAGAAUAAAACCUUUUUUCCCCCAUUGC
Messenger RNA from Pygoscelis adeliae (Adelie penguin), 687 nucleotides. It is a transcript of the gene PTHLH, whose product is annotated as parathyroid hormone-like hormone. The record is from RefSeq and is a predicted model, not a curated record. The coding region runs from base 23 to 556 and encodes 177 amino acids. Lineage: Eukaryota; Metazoa; Chordata; Aves; Sphenisciformes; Spheniscidae. Gene Ontology annotation, molecular function: peptide hormone receptor binding; hormone activity. Gene Ontology annotation, biological process: adenylate cyclase-activating G protein-coupled receptor signaling pathway; osteoblast development; regulation of chondrocyte differentiation. Gene Ontology annotation, cellular component: extracellular region. The transcript has 3 exons.